AUGGUUUCUCGUAGUCUCUCGUCACAACAACAACUAUCUUCAAAUCUCAGUUCUAUUUCCAUCUCCACCUUCAAUUCCCACCUUAGGUACUUUUGUUCCGAUCACCCGAAACCCAAACUGCAAGACUCAAAUCACGAAACACAAGUAAAACCGCCAAAACCUUGGCCAAUCUUAUCAAUUCCAAACCAUGGUCGAACGCGUUGGUCUCUCCUCCGCCCACCCCACUUUCCAAAACGACUCGUGCUCGUAACACUUCGCCUCAUCAAGGACCCUUCCAAGGCCCUUCGUUUCUUCAAGUGGGCCCAACAAAAGGGUUUUCCCCACACAGCUCGAGUCCUACUUCAUCAUGCUACAAAUUCUCGGGUCGCGAGAGGAACCUCAACGUUGCCCGAAACUUGUUAUUUUCCAUCGAGAAAAAGUCCAACUGAACCGUUAAGCUUGAGGAUAGGUUCUUCAAUACCCUCAUCGAAGCUACGCCGAAGCAGUGGCUCUUUAAAGAGUCCAUGA
Sphenostylis stenocarpa is the source of this 507-nucleotide messenger RNA. Lineage: Eukaryota; Viridiplantae; Streptophyta; Magnoliopsida; Fabales; Fabaceae. The record is from the annotation of a GenBank genome assembly.